AUGAACGGCAUCCGGCUACUCACCAGCCUCCUCCUCCUCCCGACAGUCUUCCCCACUCCAGUGAUCUCCGAUGUCACCACCUCUGCCCAACCAGCGUGUGGAAACCUAGUGAUCAGCAGUCGGAUUGUUGGUGGCACAAAUGCAAAUGAAGGAGCAUGGCCAUGGCAGAUCAGUUUACGGUACCGUGGCUCCCACAGCUGCGGCGGAUCCUUGAUCUCCAACCAAUUGGUGCUCACCGCCGCACAUUGCUUUUCAACGUCUAAAAGUCCCUCUGACUACACAGUCGUUCUUGGCGAGUACCAGCUGGACACCCUCAGUCCUCACCAGGUUGAGUCUAAUGUAGAAAGUAUUAUUGUGAACUCAGAAUAUAAUGGAGCUGGCACCCCGGGGGACAUCACCCUGAUAAAGCUCUCCAAUCCUGUUACUUAUACGGAGUACAUUCUGCCAGUGUGUGUCCCAUCGGCAUCUAUGAGCUUCUUGGCUGGCACCAACUGCUGGGUUACUGGAUGGGGCAAUAUAGAAUCUGGUGUGACCCUUUCGUACCCACAGACUCUCCAGCAGGUCAUGGUUUCUAUUAUAAACAAUAGUGACUGUGAUGCUAUGUACCACAUUGACUCUGAAGUUAGUGCCAGCCAACAGAUCAUUCCCAGUGACCAGACCUGUGCAGGGUACCAAGAUGGAGGGAAAGACUCCUGCCAGGGUGACUCCGGGGGACCCCUGGUCUGUAAUGUCGACGGGGCUUGGUAUCUCGCUGGUAUUGUAAGUUGGGGAGAUGGAUGUGCCCUACCGAACCGUCCAGGCGUCUAUACCUACGUCCCUGAUUACUACAACUGGAUCAACACAAAUAAAGCCAUAAACGUUUCUUCAUCAUCAUUACUAUUAACCACCUGUGUACUGCUGCACGCAGGGCUGAGUAUACAGGCGGCGCUGCCCUAG
Hyla sarda is the source of this 936-nucleotide messenger RNA. RefSeq names its product serine protease 33-like. The transcript has 5 exons. The coding region runs from base 1 to 936 and encodes 311 amino acids. The record is from RefSeq and is a predicted model, not a curated record. Gene Ontology annotation, molecular function: serine-type endopeptidase activity. Gene Ontology annotation, biological process: proteolysis. Lineage: Eukaryota; Metazoa; Chordata; Amphibia; Anura; Hylidae.